Messenger RNA from Caenorhabditis briggsae, 3117 nucleotides. The transcript has 7 exons. The record is from RefSeq and is a predicted model, not a curated record. Gene Ontology annotation, molecular function: zinc ion binding; nucleic acid binding. Bases 1 to 3117 code for a protein of 1038 amino acids. NCBI's taxonomy places the organism in Eukaryota, Metazoa, Nematoda, Chromadorea, Rhabditida, Rhabditidae.
AUGACGUCGAUCGGGAGCAAGUCAAGAAGCAACAAGGACAAGUCGGUGGAUUCCGAGAAGAGUGCAGUGAGGACGGCGACGAUGGAAAGCUGGACAGAAGCGAUGCAGAAUCAGGUAACACUGAGUGACUUGUCAAAGGUUACGCUGAUUUCAUCGGAACCAGUGAGACAGUCGUGGAGAGUGUGCGUGAGCAGUUGGGCGUGCACAGCAAAUGUUCAAGAGACAGAAAGAUGUGAUCGUGAAGCCAGUGAAAGAGUUUGUCAGCAAAUUGACAAAGCGCUACAACGAGCUGGGCAGUGGAAAGUGGGAGCGCGUUGUGAUGCGCAUAAUGCGAGAAAACGGGACGGCUGGCGAAAAGACAAGGAAGAGCUCGAGGAGGAACUGUCAAAAUCGAAGCGAGAGAACGAUGAGGUGGCCAAGAAGCUCGAGGAAGCGUGGAAAGCCACCGAAAAGGCAGAGGAAACGAUCGAGAAGCUGGAAAGGGCACUGCUGAAGGAAAGGAAGACGUCAGAGAAGUGGAAAAGCGCAGAAGGUAAGAAGAAAGAAAUACAGUCGAGAAAUAAAGAGAAAAUUCAGGUGCACUCAAGGAGAUCGUCGUCAAGGAGUUCGAAUGGUUCGUCGGUGGAUUGGCGCGAUAAGAGAAAGGAAAGAAAGACCGGUGAGUCUUUUUCUAAGAAGUGUGACCUGAAAAAUGAUGAAGUGAAGAAUUGGGAAGUGAGGAGCAGUGUGGGGGAUUUUCCGGAAGGAAGUGUGCGAGUCAGCGAAAGAAGAAAGUGUGAGCGCGACAGUGAGAGAUGUUCGCGAGUGUCACGGAACAGUUCGCGAAUAAUGGUGGAGUGUCUGGGCAGAAUGCUAAGGGCGUCAGCUCUGCCAGAGCCUGAGAAGUUCGACGGGAAAGGAGACGUCAAAGAAUUCAAGAGAUCGUUUCUGUGGAAGUACAAAGCGGUCACGGAGAAAGACGCAGAUAUGGUGGCGAUUUUAGAGGAUAAAUUUCUGAAAGAUGCUGCUAGAACGUUGUUCAAAACGCUGCCGAAUCGAUUCGAUCGAUCGAUCGAGUCGCUUUUCAAAGAGUUUGAAGAGAAGUUGAGAAGGAGGCAAGGAGAUCGGGAGGCGGAAGCUCUCAACGAGUUUGAGGAGCUGAAGCGAAAGCCGAAACAGCCGAUGUGGGAGUUUUUGAUGUCUGUGGAGAAAUGGUCGAAGAGAGCGUUUCCACAUCUGGAAGAAGAGACACUGUCACAGCUGAGAGUCACAAAGCUUAUGAGAGCGCUGCGGGAAGAUCCGACGAUGCAAAAACUGAUGACUAUGAAGCGAUACGAGGUGGCGAAAAAGGACCAGUACGAGUUCCUUAAGGAUAUCGUUCUUCAGCAAGAGAACGAAGACAGGAGAAGGCAAGGGCUCGGAAAAUCGGAUCGACACGAAAAGAAGGGGAAUAGCUGGAAAAAUGAAAAGAACAAGGAGGCGAAACAAGGAGACACGGAAACGGAAAAGAAUGGGUCGGAAGACAGUAGCCAUGGGAACAGAAGUGAGAGUGAGAGCCAGAGAAGGGCAGCGAUCAAAUGUUAUAAAUGUCAAGGAAUGGGGCAUAUAGCUAGAGAUUGCGAUGCAAAAGUGAUUCACCACGUGGAAACUGAUGAAACAGGAAGUGGUGUGGGCGCGAAAAUGAGGGAACAAGUAGAAUUGUUGGGUCAGAAGCGCAUAAUGGUUAUCGACAGUGGCGCAGAAGUAUCUGUCAUGUCGACAAAAGUGUGGGAUGCACUGAAGAAAGGUUGUGUGAACUGGAGGCAGAGAGUCGAAGUACUGACGAAGCCAGUGUUUGCCUUGAGGAAUGCCUCAGGGAAGAAGAUGCCAGUGAAAGAACAACUAAAGAUUCCAAUCAUGGUGAGAGGAAACAAGACUAAAGUGUGGUUCCAACUGGUGGGAGACAACGCUGAAAUCCUCUUGUUGGGAAUGAAUGCUUUCGAAAGCAUCGGGGUUGAGCUGGCAUGGAAGCCAAAGCAGGAAGAGCGCGUAAAGAAAGUGGGGAAAUGUCCAAAAGCGAAAUGGGAGAGAAAUGCUGAGCGUGGGAAGUGUGAGACAAGUAGCGCUACAGUUAAUCAUAUCAUGACUGAGGGAAAUGUUGUUGAAAACAAUCAUUUUUGCAGAAAGCUGAUGGAAGAAGGAUGCGGAUGUAAAAAAGGAAAGUGCACAGUCCAAGAAGGAGACAACUUUUGUUCAAGUGUGCAACAACUCGGAGUGGUGCUGUCAGCAAAAGGAAAAGGUGUGGAUUUGGAGAAAUGGAAUUUGUUAAAAUAUUCCAAAGAAUUCCAGGCACAAGUGACAACGGUUGAGAAGGAGGAAGCGUUGCAGAAGUUUGCAAAGAAGUGUCCUCAAGUGGCAGAGGCAAUUAGGAAGGAAGGAACAAACGGCGAAUGGGAAGAAGCGGCGAUGAAGAUCAGAGUGGCGCUGAAGAGUGAGAUGAAGCCAAAGAAGACAAUCAUCAAAGAGCCAGCAGUGAUAGUUUCCCCACGAUUGAAAAUCUCGGGAAGAAGAAACAUUCUGGAAGUUCGGAAUUCGCAUGGAAGCGAUUUCAUGGAGAAAUAUGACUGGAAGAAUGUGAAGAGCGUGAUCUGGUUGUGGAGAGUCACAAAGGACAAGAAGGUCAACCAAAGGAUCUAUGAGAUGAUCGAGAAGUUGGACAAAGAAGGCCCAGAAGUCACGAUGAUGCCAUGUAAGCUGGAAUGUGACAUGAAAGAAGUUGAUGAGGUGACAGAUGAGUGGAGGAAGAAGCUGAAGACGUUGAACAACGUGAAGCUGAUCGAUCCAAAGAAGGAAGUCGGAAAGCGGAAGAUGCCGCUCAUUGGGGCAUCAUCGGAUGCGUACGAGUCGAAAGAAUCGCUGGUUCGAUAUCUGGAGCAGGCUGUAGAGGAUAAUCCGUGUGUGAAACGACUGAAGGCGAUGUCGGAGGAGAAGGUGGAGCCACAGAGCAAGCAGACCAAAUUUCUGGGAAUCUCUCGCUUCUCAAUCUCUCAGUCCAGUAGAGAAGCCCAUGUCGGAUUCGCAAAGGGUUGGAGACGGGCAGUUGGUGCAAGUGAGGCCUUGUUCGUACAUGACUUCUCCGAUAACGUUUCCUCUGGAUAA